AUGCCGGACUUCGCCUCCAGCGAGUACUGGGAAGCCCGGUUCGAGAAGAACAAGUCCACGUUUGACUGGCUUGUCCCGGCCAAAGUGCUGUCCAAUCUUGUUCGGGAUGCCGUGGACGAGACCAGACUUUUGGACGCUGAGGUCCUUCAUGCUGGUUGUGGCACCGCCGAAUCUUCUGCCAUCCGAGAACUCGUAAAUGACCCUGGACAAAUUCAUAAUGUAGACUACUCACAAGCUGCGAUCGAUGCAGCUUAUGCGAGGGAGCAGGAGCUGCUCAAAGAAAAGGACUCAGGUUUCACAGACGAUCUGCUCGAGGCCCCUACAGAGACAGCCGACAAGCGUGACAGCGUGCGGCAAAUACCACUGCAGCCCCCUCCAACGAUGAGAUGGUCGUGUUUCGACUUGCGUUCUUUGGAUCAUAUCUUGUAUCUGCUCCAGGAGCAACGAGAGAGAGGACGUCUAUUCGACGUCGUGAUUGACAAAAGUACGAGCGACAGCAUUGCAUGUGGCACAGCUGUGCCUAUCAGGCUUCCCUACGUCCUCAGCAUAGACGGCUGGACUCGUGGCAUUCUUCACAGUGGCUACGCGCAGGCCGCUGAGGUCCAUCCUCUACAUGUACUGGCUGUACACAUGGCAGCCCUGACCAAGCCACGAACCGGGAAGUGGAUAGUCGUAUCCUACUCGGAAGACCGCUUCCCGUUCUUUCCACCUUACCCGAAGAGUGUAUCGCAUGGCUUCCUGCCAGAUGAUGUUCUCAAAGCUGGCUUUCCACAUCCCAAGCAUCUGUGGCGACUGGAAACCAAGGAGAAGAUCGAUGUGUACCGUGAUGAGUCUCUGGCUGAGCGGAAGAAGAGGCUUGCGUCUGGAGUUGUGCAUCGGCCAGAGGUCCCGAACUGGCUGACUGAAGCGCUAGUCAGUGAUUGA
Molecule: messenger RNA, 924 nt
Organism: Saxophila tyrrhenica
Lineage: Eukaryota; Fungi; Ascomycota; Dothideomycetes; Mycosphaerellales; Extremaceae
Exons: 2
Coding region: 1-924 (307 amino acids)
Source: RefSeq, a predicted model, not a curated record